UUAACUGUCCAAGUUAAUGCUCCCGUAUCAGAUUCUGAUCUCAUUUACCGCAUUAUCAAUUUCAUCUCGCACGCUACGGAUGUCUUAUAUAAUACUAUUAACGAGCGGGAGUCCCAAGGCGACCGAGCCCGAGACCCGGAGCUCCCAGCAUAUUUGAAGCCAGAUGUUUCUAUAGUAGGGAAAGCCUCACGGCCCGGAAUAGAUACCUUUCCCCGUAUAUAUCAUACAGAUAAUAAUACCACGAUCAAGCUACAGCCGACUAGAUAUAUUGAUUAUUUAUUAUACAACUGGAAAGAGGAGGAUAUAUAG
Molecule: messenger RNA, 309 nt
Organism: Clonostachys rhizophaga
Lineage: Eukaryota; Fungi; Ascomycota; Sordariomycetes; Hypocreales; Bionectriaceae
Source: the annotation of a GenBank genome assembly